Molecule: messenger RNA, 4916 nt
Organism: Myotis brandtii (Brandt's bat)
Lineage: Eukaryota; Metazoa; Chordata; Mammalia; Chiroptera; Vespertilionidae
Product: cytoplasmic FMR1-interacting protein 1
Biological process (GO): regulation of actin filament polymerization; lamellipodium assembly; cell morphogenesis
Cellular component (GO): synapse; neuron projection; SCAR complex
Molecular function (GO): RNA 7-methylguanosine cap binding; small GTPase binding
Source: RefSeq, a predicted model, not a curated record
CCGAAGAGCCCCUAAAGACAGUGGCCCAAGGUGGGAAAGGGGCCAGGAAGUGAAGCCAUGUGAGGUGGCCCAUGUGCCCGCAUCGUGCCACUCCUGGAGGCCAGCACGGCUGCAUGGUGAUGCCCUUGCUGGUGAGCCCUGACCAGGAGAGCCAGGGCCCUGCCCUUCCAUCCACACAGCACAGGUUGCUUCGUGUUGUGUUCUAGGCCAGGAUGGCGGCCCAGGUGACACUGGAGGACGCGCUGUCCAACGUGGACCUCCUGGAAGAGCUGCCUCUGCCCGACCAGCAGCCCUGCAUUGAGCCCCCACCAUCCUCCCUGCUCUACCAGCCAAAUUUCAACACGAACUUUGAAGACAGAAAUGCAUUUGUCACCGGUAUUGCAAGAUACAUUGAACAAGCAACGGUCCAUUCUGGCAUGAACGAGAUGCUGGAAGAGGGCCAGGAGUACGCUGUCAUGCUAUAUACCUGGAGGAGCUGCUCUCGGGCCAUCCCACAGGUGAAAUGUAAUGAGCAGCCUAACAGAGUGGAAAUUUAUGAGAAAACCGUGGAGGUCCUUGAGCCUGAGGUCACAAAACUGAUGAAUUUUAUGUACUUCCAGAGAAAUGCCAUCGAGCGUUUUUGUGGGGAGGUGCGGCGCCUGUGCCACGCGGAACGGAGGAAGGACUUCGUGUCGGAGGCCUACCUGGUCACGCUGGGCAAGUUCAUCAACAUGUUCGCAGUGCUGGACGAGCUGAAGAACAUGAAGUGCAGCGUGAAGAACGACCACUCGGCCUACAAGAGGGCUGCUCAGUUUCUACGGAAAAUGGCAGACCCGCAGUCCAUCCAGGAGUCGCAGAACCUGUCCAUGUUCCUGGCCAACCACAACAAGAUCACACAGUCUCUGCAGCAACAGCUUGAAGUCAUCUCUGGCUACGAAGAGCUCCUAGCGGACAUCGUGAACCUGUGCGUGGAUUACUACGAGAACAGGAUGUACUUGACGCCCAGCGAGAAACACAUGCUUCUCAAAGUCAUGGGAUUUGGUCUGUACUUGAUGGAUGGGAGUGUCAGCAACAUCUAUAAACUAGACGCCAAGAAAAGAAUAAACUUGUCCAAAAUUGACAAGUUUUUCAAGCAGCUCCAGGUGGUCCCACUGUUCGGUGACAUGCAGAUAGAACUCGCAAGAUACAUCAAGACCAGCGCCCACUACGAGGAGAACAAAUCUCGGUGGACGUGCACGUCUUCCAGCAGCAGCCCCCAGUACAACAUCUGUGAGCAGAUGAUCCAGAUCCGAGAGGACCACAUGCGCUUCAUCUCCGAGCUGGCACGCUACAGCAACAGCGAGGUUGUCACAGGCUCCGGCCGCCAGGAGGCCCAGAAGACAGACGCCGAGUACCGGAAGCUCUUCGACCUGGCGCUGCAGGGCCUGCAGCUGCUGUCCCAGUGGAGCGCGCACGUGAUGGAAGUGUAUUCGUGGAAACUCGUGCACCCGACGGACAAGUACUCCAACAAGGACUGCCCCGACAACGCUGAGGAGUAUGAGCGGGCCACGCGCUACAACUACACCAGCGAGGAGAAGUUCGCCCUCGUGGAGGUGAUCGCCAUGAUCAAGGGCCUGCAGGUGCUGAUGGGCAGGAUGGAGAGCGUGUUCAACCAUGCCAUUCGGCACACGGUCUACGCCGCCCUGCAGGAUUUCUCCCAGGUCACGCUGCGGGAGCCGCUGCGGCAGGCCAUCAAGAAGAAGAAGAACGUCAUCCAGAGUGUCCUGCAGGCCAUCAGGAAGACUGUGUGCGACUGGGAGACGGGGCACGAGCCCUUCAACGACCCAGCCCUGCGGGGCGAGAAGGACCCCAAAAGCGGCUUCGACAUUAAAGUGCCUCGCCGCGCCGUGGGACCCUCCAGUACGCAGCUGUACCUGGUGCGCACCAUGGCAGAGUCCUUGAGCUCCGCCGAGCUGCUGCGGCAGCUCAAGUCUCUGGGCAUGGAGAGGCUGGUGCAUGUGGUUAACGCGUUUCUGAGGCAGUCCUACACCUAUCCGCCUCUCUUAACCUUCGGGGGUAAGACAUCGUUCGUUUACCUUGCUGACGUUCAGGGCACGGAGGCGAAGUGCUCCUUCGGGUCCUUCCUCCCACGCAGCAGCCCGCGGCCACUAGAUGGGCGCCCAGACCCCUUAGCGGAGCCGGGGAGCCCAGCUCAGGUCAGGGCCUCUGAGCAGCCCUCCUGGGGCCGAGCAGCGUCUGGUGCGACUAAUGCUGCCUGUGUGUUUUCUCCCGCCACGUUUCCCUGGAUAACGCAGCUUUACAUGGUGAGAACCAUGCUAGAGUCCCUCAUUGCAGACAAAAGUGGCUCCAAGAAAACCCUGAGAAGUAGCCUUGAGGGGCCCACCAUAUUGGACAUAGAAAAAUUCCAUCGAGAGUCCUUCUUCUACACUCACUUGAUAAAUUUCAGCGAGACCCUGCAGCAGUGCUGCGACCUCUCGCAGCUGUGGUUCCGCGAGUUCUUCCUGGAGCUCACCAUGGGCCGGCGCAUCCAGUUCCCCAUCGAGAUGUCCAUGCCCUGGAUCCUGACCGACCACAUCCUGGAGACCAAGGAGGCGUCCAUGAUGGAGUAUGUCCUCUACUCCCUGGACCUUUACAACGACAGCGCCCACUACGCCCUCACCCGGUUCAACAAGCAGUUUCUCUACGACGAAAUCGAGGCAGAGGUGAACCUGUGCUUUGACCAGUUUGUUUACAAGUUGGCUGACCAGAUAUUUGCAUAUUACAAGGUGAUGGCUGGAAGUUUGCUUCUGGACAAACGGUUAAGAUCCGAAUGCAAGAACCAGGGGGCCACCAUCCACCUCCCGCCCUCCAACCGCUACGAGACGCUGCUCAAGCAGAGGCACGUGCAGCUCCUGGGCAGGUCCAUAGACCUCAAUCGCCUGAUCACCCAGCGCGUCUCGGUGGCCGUGUACAAGUCCCUGGAGCUGGCUAUCGGACGGUUUGAAAGUGAAGACCUCACCUCCAUCGUCGAGCUGGACGGCCUCUUGGAAAUCAACCGCAUGACACACCAGCUGCUGAGCAGGUACUUGUCGCUGGACAGCUUCGACGCCAUGUUCCGGGAGGCCAAUCACAACGUGUCGGCGCCUUAUGGGAGGAUCACCCUGCACGUCUUCUGGGAGCUCAACUACGACUUCCUGCCCAACUACUGCUACAACGGCUCCACCAACCGAUUUGUUCGGACAGUGUUACCAUUUUCCCAAGAAUUUCAAAGAGACAAACAGCCAAAUGCUCAGCCACAGUAUUUGCAUGGGUCCAAGGCUCUGAACCUGGCCUACUCCAGCAUUUACGGCAGCUACCGGAACUUCGUGGGGCCCCCGCACUUCCAGGUCAUCUGCCGGCUACUCGGCUACCAGGGCAUCGCGGUCGUCAUGGAGGAGCUGCUGAAGGUCGUCAAGAGCCUGGUACUUUCCCUCGGGUGCACCUCCUCCUCCCCCGCCCCCCCCCGUGAAGGGUCCUGCCCCCACUCCAGCUCCGCGGUCGUCAUGGAGGAGCUGCUGAAGGUCGUCAAGAGCCUGAAUGACCCUCCACAUGGGCGGGAACUGGGCGUCUCCGUGGAGAAGGAUCGCGUCGCUCACACCACGCCGUCUCUAGAGGAAGUGUGCGACCUGCUGCACGCAGCCCCCUUCCAGAACAUCCUGCCCAGGGUCCACGUGAAAGAGGGAGAGAGACUCGAUGCCAAAAUGAAGCGACUGGAAUCCAAGUACGCCCCCCUGCACCUCGUCCCUCUGAUUGAGAGACUGGGGACCCCUCAGCAAAUUGCCAUAGCGAGAGAGGGGGACCUGCUGACCAAGGAGCGUCUCUGCUGCGGCCUGUCCAUGUUCGAGGUCAUCCUGACGCGGAUCCGGACCUUCCUGGACGACCCCAUCUGGCGCGGGCCUCUGCCCAGCAACGGGGUCAUGCACGUGGACGAGUGUGUCGAGUUCCACAGACUGUGGAGCGCCAUGCAGUUUGUGUACUGCAUCCCUGUGGGCACGCACGAGUUCACGGUCGAGCAGUGCUUUGGCGAUGGACUGCACUGGGCCGGCUGCAUGAUCAUCGUUCUCCUUGGGCAACAGCGGCGCUUUGCUGUCCUGGAUUUCUGCUACCAUCUGCUUAAAGUCCAGAAACAUGAUGGCAAAGACGAGAUUAUCAAAAACGUGCCUUUGAAGAAGAUGGUGGAGAGAAUCCGCAAGUUCCAGAUUCUUAAUGACGAGAUCAUCACCGUGUUGGACAAGUACCUGAAGUCGGGCGAUGGAGAGAGCACGCCCGUGGAGCACGUGCGCUGCUUCCAGCCCCCGAUCCACCAGUCCCUGGCCAGCAGCUGAGGACAUGCCUGUGGCUGCUUUGGGAGUCCUGGUCCCGGCUGCAUCAGUCACUGUAGGGUAUGUUGUUCUUGUCACACGCCAGUGAGGUUUGUAGGGACUGUCAGUGUCCUUGUACCUGUGAAAGGGCACUUUUCGAUCUGAAAGCCUAAAUUUAUAAAAUUGACUUAUUUUUCUAGCCUAAAAUUGUCUAUGCUUUUGGUAACUAGGAAGUUUGAGACUAUUGGCUGCAAAUUGCUGCCUUCCCGUUCUUACAGUUAUUUUCCGUUUUUCUGUGAAAUGUCCAAGUGCCACCGGGGUCAUCCGUGUAUCCCUCAGCCAGGGAUCAGUGACGUUCAGGGACUUCAGCAAGGAACAUGGAUAGCUAAUUGUAAUAAAAGUCGCUACUAAUUACAGUGGAAAUUAAUGAUUGUUUAGCUUUUGUUAGGCCUUUUGCUAAUGAUCUUUUAUGAAUUAAAGUCAUUCUUUCCUUCCCUAUUUGUGUCAAUUAUUUCAGAAAAGAGAGAGCUUGACUCCUCGUUUCUACUAAAUCCAUUCGUAACAUCUAAUGUGUGAGGGAUGAUUUAAAGGGUGUAGAAAUAAAAGGAAUGAAACCUC